AUUAAUCGAAAUUCAGAAGAAAAAUGUUUGGUAUCAGAAAGAAUUAAAUUAGCUAGACGAACCUGCUAUUCGCUAAUGGGUGCAGGUAUGCACGGAUAUAAUGGAGUCAACCCAAAUAUAGUCAUCAAACUAUGGAAUACAUAUGUUCGCCCACGAUUAAUUUUUGGACUAGACUGUGUAACACUUAGCAGAAAGGAAUUGGAUGAAUUGAACUUUUUUCACAAAUCACAACUUAAAAUUCUGCAAAAUUUGCCAGAACGAACCGCUGAUGCAGCAAUAUAUAUUCUGUCUGGCCAAAUGCCAAUAGAAGCGUUUUUACAUAGACAAAUUUUAGUGAACUUUGGUAACAUUGUGCGAAAUAAUGAUAUAGAGAAGGAGAUUUGUAUUAGACAACUUGUGAUGAAGGAUAACACCUCUCAUAGCUGGUUUAUAUAUGUGGACGCUAUACUCUCAUUGUAUGAAUUUGAAUCUAUUUUUGACAUUUUAAACUCGAUUCCAAAUAGAGAAAGCUGGAAAAUCUAUGUGAAACAGAGAAUAGAAACGUUCUGGAAACAGAAGAUAACGAAUAUGGCAGAAGGCAAAUCUACUCUUCGCUUCUUGCAUCCUAUGUCAAUGAAUUGUGGAACUGUUCAUAACGUUUGGGCCAACACAGGACUUGACUCUAUUUCUAUUAUGAAAGCUAAUGUAAAAGCUAGAUUACUUACAGGAGUGUAUACACUGCAAUCAAAUCGUAGUAGAUUUAACAAGUAUGAAGUAAGUGCGAUAUGUCCAUUGUGUAUGGAUGAGAUCGAAGAUACUGAACAUUUCUUGCUACAAUGUGCUAGUACAGAUACUGUGAGGAAUGAAUUUAUUCCUAAGCUAAGAACUCUGCUUUAUGACUUUAAUCAUGAAAUAGGAAAUUUAGUCUUCUCAAACAAUUCAAUGCUAUUGAGAGUGAUUUUGGAUGUCUCUAGUCCACAAGUUCCAAUAUUAAUACAGACGUUCUUAUUUAUGGAGAAAAUUGAGGCCAUAACACGAGGAAUGGUAUUUGCCUUGCACCAUAAAAGAUGUUCUAUACUGGAUGAAGUAGGAGAUAUAAGGCUACUGGUGCAGUGUAAAAGGAAAUCCGAGUGAAGUACCAAUAAAAAUGUGCAUAUUGGUCAGUUUUGAAUGAACAAUACAAAGUUGAGUUAUGUGCUGAGUUACAAACUGUCACAGUAACAUUGAUAAUUUGGUGGUACACGAAGUGUUUUAGAUUUUAGUAUAUGCCACAGUGCAUGAACUUUUAAAGUAAUAUACAUUGAUUAGUGUAUAAUUGACAUAACAUGUGUGAUUUAUAUGGAGCACAGAUGUAUAUAGUAUGGUGAUGGAACAGUUUCCUGCACGUCUACAAAAAUGAUUUAACAUUAAGUUAUUUUAAAGUUUAUGUUUUGAAUUGAGCUCUGGCUGGGAUCGCAGCCUUAGCUCAUUUUGGAUAAGACCAACUGCCGUUGCGUUGUAAAUUGGUGGUGGGUACGCCAGGCUGUGUUGAUAUCCUUUAUACCAGUAUCUAGGACAAUAUAUUUUAGGCGAAAUAAUACUGGUUUGUGCACCGAUCAUAUAUUCACUGUACAAUAUUCCUGCACAUGCACACAGUUGCUUACAGUAUACAGUAAUCAGUUGCUUAUCCGUGCUACACUACAAAAGUAGUGGUACUCCAGACAGUGGAGGAAAGAAUUAUAAAGA
Mytilus trossulus (common blue mussel) is the source of this 1704-nucleotide messenger RNA. RefSeq lists its product as uncharacterized. The record is from RefSeq and is a predicted model, not a curated record. Lineage: Eukaryota; Metazoa; Mollusca; Bivalvia; Mytilida; Mytilidae. Bases 76 to 1113 code for a protein of 345 amino acids. The transcript is spliced from 2 exons.